AUGCCGGUAGAAAGGGAGAGUAUCGUGAUUACCAUGAAGAAGGUCGUGACUUCACUGAAGCAAGCUCAUUUCAGGCGGCUAAUGCGAUCUUUACUGGCAUUCGUUAAGACUGCAGCAGCCGUCAUCGGUGGGAUAUUGGGAAGCAAAGCGGCGAAAGCAUCGCAAGUCGACGAUUCUUUGCCCACGAGCGAGGCUAGACUUACCCAGCACACCGACUCCCACGGAUGCCUCCAACAAGACAACAAAACCAUAAUCAAUACGUCAGGGAUAGCCGCCUGCCGUCACCAGAUGGAGUCAGCCUAG
Messenger RNA from Colletotrichum lupini, 303 nucleotides. RefSeq lists its product as uncharacterized. The record is from RefSeq and is a predicted model, not a curated record. Lineage: Eukaryota; Fungi; Ascomycota; Sordariomycetes; Glomerellales; Glomerellaceae. The coding region runs from base 1 to 303 and encodes 100 amino acids. The transcript has a single exon.